UUGGAAGUGAUGAUCUUGUUGUUUAAGCUUUGGGAAAUGUUUUGUUGUUAUUUAAAAAGGGGAGAAUGCGAUGGCAACAGCCAUUUUUCAAAGUGGGCUGUGCUGUAGUUUUGGUUUUGACCCUCGAAUUUUCUCCUUUAAAACGAGGCUGCGGCAUUUGACUCCAAAAUCCCUCGCCCCCUUUUCAUUCUACCCUGCCGCAGCCCUGAUUUGAUCCAUUUUUUCUCUGGUUUUUAGGACAGGAAGAAGGGGGAAGAAGAAGAAGAAGAAAUCGAAGAACUGAGCGAUUUCAGGGAUGGUUGUUGACGAUACGAUGGAGAUGAAAGUUCUUGUCGGUUUUGGAGGCCCUUCAACCUCUCGAUUUCCUGAUGCUUAUCCCAAAAGGGUUUUGAUGGAGGGAAGAUACACUGGGGAUUGACAUCAUCAGAGUGUUUACAGGGUUAUUUUCUUCAGUCGGUGUUUUCUUUUUCUUUCCCUUUUUUCCUAUUCAACUUCCCAGAAACAAAUAUGAGUUCAUAAGAGAUGAACUGAAAUGGGAGAUUCUCUCCUCACAGCCCUUUCACUAGAGAAUCAUCAUCCAUCUACUCUUCUAUUCAUGGAUUCAAGUGCCUCGUCUCACGAAGAACUGGAUUUGGAAAUGAACAGACAGAUCGUUCUUCCCCGUCCUCCUGAUAUAAACUUACCAUUGUCAACUGAUUGCAGCUACACUCUGCAGCCAUGGAAUUCUGAUCAUUGUAAUAUGUUAGAUGUUGGGCUUGCUUCUUCACAAGUUUACGAGACCGAAACUUUUUUAACUGUUCCGAAGGUUGUUCGAAAAUGCACCAAGCGCGUUGACAGCAUCUGGGGUGCUUGGUUUUUCUUUAGUUUCUACUUCAAGCCUGUGUUAAACGAGAAAUCGAAGGCUAAGAUUACCCGUGAUAGCAACGGUGUUUCGGGAUUUGAGAAGUCGGAUCUUAAGAUUGAUGUUUUCAUGGUCCAACAUGACAUGGAGAACAUGUACAUGUGGGCUUUCAAGGAGAGGCCUGAGAAUGCAUUAGGUAAAAUGCAGCUUAGAAGUUAUAUGAAUGGGCAUUCUCGCCAAGGCGAGCCUGCCUUCCCAUUCGGUGCUGAAAAAGGUUUCGUUCGAUCACACCGAAUGCAACGAAAGCAUUACAGGGGCCUCUCAAAUCCUCAGUGUGUACAUGGGAUCGAGGUUGUUAAGUCUCCCAAUCUAAUGUCGCUCGACGAAGAUCUACAGAAGAGAUGGGUAGAACUAACGGGUCGAGACUUAAACUUCGUCAUCCCACCUGAAGCAAGCGGUUUUAGCUCAUGGAGGAACCUUCCUUGCCCCGAUUUUGAACUUGAGAGGCCAGUUCCUUCUGUCAAAAGUGCUUCAAAUCCUCCACCAAAGAAAUUGCUCAAUGGAUCAACACUACAUUUGUCUAACCACAACAGCUAUGAUAUGAUGGAUUCAUCUCCUGUUACCAGCAAGAGGAGGAAGAGUUCAUCUCCUAAUAUGAACGACGAUGAUAGCGUGUUGACAGUCAAUCCUCCCAACUGGGUUUCGGAUAUGGACAAGCACUUGAAUGGUCUGCAGUGGUUGAACGACUUUAGCGGAGUUAUGAAGAACAUUAACGGGCCUGUUACAGCUGCAAAGACGAUAUAUGAAGACAGUGAGGGUUAUUUAAUUAUCAUCAGUUUGCCCUUUGUCGAUCUACAAAGUGUCAAAGUUUCGUGGAGGAAUACGCUCACACAUGGUAUUAUAAAGGUUUCUUGUGUGAGCACAUCUCGUAUGCCGUUCAUCAAGAGGCACGAUAGAACUUUCAAGCUUUUAGAUUCGUAUCCCGAACACUGUCCUCCUGGUGAAUUUGUGAGAGAAAUUCCUCUUCUGACUCGAAUUCCUGAAGAUGCUAACAUUGAAGCAUUCUACGAUGGACCUGGGUCCAUUCUUGAGAUUAUGGUCCCCAAACUCCGGGAAGGUUCGGAAGAACACGAGGUCCAUGUUUGCCUUCGACCACUCCUGGGAGUCAAAUCUAAUGUUAAGUUGAGCUUCAGUUGAGAUCGUGGAUCUAAACAAAGAUUCGAACCACCAACUUCUAAACCGCGCUCUACGUCGAUCAUGGCCAUGGGAAAAGGUAAAGCCAUGUGUUGUCAAUGGCUGAGGCAGUGGCCCACAUUUUCAAGUUGCAUAAACGAUAAAGCAGGUAUAACUGCAUAGCCAUCACCAUGAGGGUAUCCACAAACCCUCUAUUAUUAACUAAAUAU
This is a messenger RNA of Cucurbita pepo subsp. pepo (vegetable marrow), 2244 nucleotides long. RefSeq lists its product as uncharacterized. The record is from RefSeq and is a predicted model, not a curated record. NCBI's taxonomy places the organism in Eukaryota, Viridiplantae, Streptophyta, Magnoliopsida, Cucurbitales, Cucurbitaceae.